AUGGGAGACCCCAUCGGGAUCCCGCAGGCAGCCUGGCACGCUUCGAUAGAGGUCCAUGGAAAAGCCAAGUGCGGAGGCGCUCUCUUGAAGCCCAAAUACGUUCUUACUGCCGCGUCUUGUGUUAAGAAAAUACUGGUGAGCCACAUCAGAGUGCGGCUGGGCACGGCAGUUCGCAAUGCAGGAGGAUCCUUACUGGGGGUCUGCAAAGUCAUCGUCCAUGAGCAGUUCAGCUCCAAGGUUUACGACAGCAACCUGGCCCUCCUGCAGCUCUGCGAGCCCGCACCGAGCUCUGACAAGAUCAACCCGAUCUCCGUGCUCAGAAAGCAGCCGAAGACCGGGGAAAAAAUCACAGCCAGCGGUUGGGGAUCCAUCAGCUGGUGGGGCCGCCUCUCGAGUUCCUGCUGGGCCACCGCCUCCGUGGUGCUACGCAAGGCCACCUUGCCGCUCCAAAACCUGACAAUAUGCAAGGCUAAACGGAAGGGAUUUUUGCAGUACUUCCGCAAGGCCGUCACGGACCUAAACAUCUGCACCACCAAGAGCGACAAGCUCUGCUCCUACGACUUGGGCUCCCCACUAGUCAGCAACGAUCACUUGGUAGGCAUCCUCUCUAAGGGCGAUUGCUCCAACAAGCCGGAGGUGUACUCCAGUUUGGUGAAUCACAAUACUUGGCUGGAUCUCAACACAAAAGAAUGA
Molecule: messenger RNA, 693 nt
Organism: Drosophila bipectinata
Lineage: Eukaryota; Metazoa; Arthropoda; Insecta; Diptera; Drosophilidae
Product: trypsin iota-like
Biological process (GO): proteolysis
Molecular function (GO): serine-type endopeptidase activity
Source: RefSeq, a predicted model, not a curated record